Durusdinium trenchii is the source of this 2358-nucleotide messenger RNA. The record is from the annotation of a GenBank genome assembly. NCBI's taxonomy places the organism in Eukaryota, Dinophyceae, Suessiales, Symbiodiniaceae.
AUGAGCUUCGCUUCCCUGCUUCCUGGGGGGGGGCGGAGCACGUUUCAACGGGGCCGGAAUUUGCCGGUGGCACGGCACGAUUCUCUUUCCUUCGUCGAGUCCAAAGCUGAUAGGUACAAGGAGAACUACGGCAGACCCAAUUCCUGGAAUGUCGUCAAUGGCGUGCGGAUUGAGCAGAAGGAGGGCUUCUCACAUGACAAGCCAAAGUUUGUCAAGGUGAGCAAGGUCCAAGACGUGUGGCGAAGCGGUUCCCUCCCCGACAGCCAGACGCGCGCCGUCUUUAAGAAUGCUGGUAAAGACAUCCAAUUCCAAGAGCUCCCUGCCUGGGACGCCUUUGACCGCCACGUCUUGCGCUUCAGCGGCUACUUCAAGGAGUCCGUCGUUGAAACCAACCUCGAGAACUUCCGUGUACGGAAGGUGGUGAUCUACUACUACUUGGAGGACGACACCUGCCAGAUUCAGGAGCCCAAGCAAGACAACAGCGGAAUGCCCCAAGGUCAGUUGAUUCGCCGUCAUCGCUUUCCCUCGCUGGAGGGGGGCUACCUGAAGGCAGAGGAGCGGGACAUCCGCGUGGGCUCCGCGCUGCAAAUCUACGGCCGGAGCAUUUUCGUGACGGACUGCGAUCCCUUCACGAGGGAGUACUUCGAGCAGGCCGGUGUGCCACAAGGCCCGCCGGAGCCGGAAGAGACCGAUCCCUUCCAAGAGACGCGCGACGCGAUGAAGAACCAUGCUCCGGUUCAACCACGAACCUAUGAGAAGAUCUACCGAGAGGUCAUGCUGGGUGGUGGCCACAUCAACGCCGACAUGCAACAGUUCUUGGAGAACGACAAGAAGGUGUUGCGCUUCUAUGCGGUGCUGGAUGAUGUGACCACGCCACAGUUCGAACGUCGGCCAUUCACCAUCAUGUUCUUCCUGGCGGAUGACACCAUCGAAAUCCGGGAGCAGUACCCGCUGAACUGCGGCAGGGACAACUUCCCGAUCUUCUUCCGACGGGGAAAGAUGCCGAUGGGCGCCUACAAGGUCGAGGGACCUCAGGCGCAAGCGCGAAAGAAGAACGAGUUCGUGCAUGGCCACGACUUCCGUGUGAACAUGACAGUGCAGCUGUUGGGCACCAACCACUUCUUCCUCUACGACGCGGAUGAGUUCACACGGAAGUAUUUCAUCAACGAGCUGGGCGAAGAGCUGCAGCCACGUGUGGACGUGCGCUUGCCGGAGCGUGCCGUGCCCAGGGCGAAGACCCCGCCCUACACGGGCUACGGCUCCUGGGACGACUCGAUGGGAUCGGUGACGCAUUUGAUCCCCAAGCUGCCCAAGAAGGACCGGUACUCUGGGAAUGCGAAGGGAAGAGUAGACUUCGUGAAGCUCUUCCGACAUGAGGGCAAGGUUCUCCGGUUCAAGGCGAAGUUUGCGAACCCCAAGCCGGAGGAUGCUGACCGGAUCUUCGUUAUGAGCUACUACCUGCAGGAUGAUACUUUCGCCAUCCACGAGCCACCGCAGAGGAAUUUGGGCAUCGUCACGGGUCGCUUCUUGGAGAAAGGCAUCCACAUGAACCAGGUCACGGGAGAGCUCUUCCAGCCCAACGAUCUCAUUCCAGGCAAUAUUGUCAAAGUCUACAACAAUGAGUUCCUGAUUGUGGACAUGGAUGAAUACUCAAAGAAGGUCUUCGAAAACCCGGAUGCCUUGCUGCGAAAGUUCGACUUGGAAGCCGUCCUUCAGAAGUUGAGGGACUCGAUGCGUCAGCAAUACCCACUGGUGCGCGACAUCUUCAGGCGCUUCGAUGGUGACCAUGAUGGAGUCCUCACUGUAGCAGAGUUCCAGCAAGCUUUGGAGAAGUUCGGCUUCCAGCUGGCGCCCGAGGAGAUCCAGCUCGCUUUUCACUCGCUCGCCCGCUUUUGCUGCUGCUUUGGUCGGAUUUGGGACGUCUUGAAGAUCAUGCGGCACUUCGACACGCGCAAGGACGGCCAGGUGAGUUACAACGAGUUCUGCGAUGCCUUGUUGGAUCCCGAUUGGACCACGGUGAUGUUGCACACCAACCAUCCUCUAGAUGACUCUCAUGACCACGCCUACGCGGAGCGCGCGAUGGUCAAGACAGCGGAGCGUGCUGAGACCACUCAGGUGCGCAAGGCGGUUCGAGAGUUGGGCGAUGUGCUCUACAAGAAGCACAACUUCAUCAUCAGAGUCUUGAAGGAAAUGCAACACAUCACCCAUGAGGAUCAUGUCUCGGCUGAGCAGAUCAAAGAUGCUUUGGAACAAGUAGGUCAUUCUUUCCACAUCGAGGACGUGCCUUGGCGUUUUCUUUCGGCCCCCGAAACUCGGACACCGGCCCGGCCGGCCCGAACAUAUGCUGGAGUGGGUUAA